Messenger RNA from Aspergillus pseudotamarii, 2012 nucleotides. RefSeq lists its product as uncharacterized. The record is from RefSeq and is a predicted model, not a curated record. The coding region runs from base 326 to 1990 and encodes 554 amino acids. The transcript has a single exon. NCBI's taxonomy places the organism in Eukaryota, Fungi, Ascomycota, Eurotiomycetes, Eurotiales, Aspergillaceae.
AUAAAAAUUUGGUUGUGUUCACCCAGGUACUUUUCUUUCACUGCCCUUCAUUUUUUUUUCUCUCCCCUUCCCCUAGCAAUCCUGAUCGUUAAAUAUCUUUCUCAAUGAACAGUCCCUUCAUAUCAUAUUCCCUUCGCCCCUUCGUUUUGUUUAUUUGCUCUUCACCUUUUAGCUGUUUGGACUAUUUGUUGAAGGUUAUUACUGGUCUUGAUUUCUGUAUUGCACAAAGUGUGGAGGGUUUGGCUCUCGCCCCUUGAUGUCGAAACCUCUGUUCUAUUUACCAGAGAAUUUCUAGCAUUCGAGCCCAAGUUUGGGCUGCGGGAGAAUGCCUUACAAGAUUAACUUCAGUGCAGCCAGCGAGACUCCCGUCUCCCCCGUCUUCAGGCUUAAGAAAAGCUGGGGGGCAAUCAAAUGUGCACAUAAUGGCAAUGAUUUUGACGCAGUAUCGCUCUCGGAUGUUAGCCAGUCCUUCUUCGAUGAAGGCACACUACAUCCGGCUCAAGAAAUAGAGGUUCUAGAGGAAUACUCCAGCGAUGUAUCCGAGAUUGGCUCAGUACACUCCGAUGACUCUACCGACCUGGAGGUCAGCGAGCCGAGAAACGAGCCUCCUACAUACGGCGUGAGCCAUCCCUGGGAGGUAGUAGAUUACCAUUUGUACCUCUGCUCCGUUGAAAGAGGGAAAGGCACAUCUGCGCGACGCAAUGGCAUGUUCGUGUAUGACGGUAUUGAUUGUCGCCCUGUCUAUUACAAUGAACUAUUGGAAGAACGUGCCUUUGAGCCAUGUAAUAUUGGAGAAGAACCUCAGUUCCUAUUUUGGAACCUUCCCAUUGCCGAUUUGGGACCUUCCUUCAAUGGCAGACACUAUAUCCUAGGAUUUGACUAUAACAACAGAGCCUUAUUUGCCCGUCAUUUUGAGUGGAUACCCAACAAGACUGAUGAUCUUUGGUGUGUGUGGGACCUUGGGUUCACCAUGUACAGUAUCACCAUACCGGAUCUCAUCAUUCUUCUAGAGUCUGGUCUUUCUGAGGAAGUGCAUGUUGGCAUGGGAAUUCUUAGCUCAAGCCCUUAUUGUAUAGCCAUGGGGUCAUAUGAUGAUCCAGGCAUGGAGAUCGUCAUUACCAUUCUCUUCUGCCGGUGGGUGCUGGACUUUGCGGAGGCUAUCUUCGAACAAGGCGGAAACAUCAUGGAAAGAUUCAAAGAGAGGCUCGCCCGCUACAUGGAAGAGUGUCGUAUUAUCCUGGCACGGGCCUCGUACAGGGCAUGGUUUGUUCCACGGGGCGGCUAUAUGAAGGCAACUUACCAGCGGAACUCAUCUAUUGGCAAGUUCACUAGCGACCUUUUUACGUUUAGCAAGUCCGUAGAAGAUGGCAGCUUGAAAGCUCAGUCUUGGCGUGCACCAGGCUUAGACACUUGCAACAUGCUCCGUCAUCAGGACCGGGUUCAGAGAAGGGCAGAGACGGAGCAACGACUAGAAAGUCUCUUCACCAUUCCGGAGGUUGACAUACCUCCUGAAUCUCCGGGGGAGGUUCUGGGAUGGAUGGUUGUCAGGUCUAAAGAGAGUCUAGCUGCAUUGUGCCCCGCUAGAACUCCAAGAAUUCCACCCCGAUCUAAGUAUGGAUCGGUUGGGUUACACUGCUGGAGUUCGAUGUCUCCCAAAAUUAUCAAAGAUGAGGACGAAGCGUACAACGGCCUCAGAGAGACAAAGCGCCACAAAACUCCGCUCUCUCUCCUCUUGAAGCAGAUUCUUGAUCUAAUCAAGACCCGACCUGAAUUGGAUUGCCCUGAGAAUCGUGCUCAUUUUGAAGAGUUGCUGACUGCACUCGCAACGGAUGUCCAACAAAAGGCCGUAAAUGACUCGGUCACUCCACUAUUGGGCCAUGAGAACGACAGUUGGAAAGUAGAAGUACUCUCCAUGUUGAAGCCAAAAGCGCUGGUGACCCAUUAUCGCCUCGAUUCCAAUCUGGAACUCGACAAUCAUGCUCCGCAAUGACUUCAUGGGUAGAUUACUGGUU